AUGACUACUACUGAAACGAUGCAAACUGAAGAUUUAUACAAACAACCUAUUGUACAGAACAAUUGUUCAUGUGAAAGUCAGAUAGAUGAACACAAACCACUUAUUACUUCAUCAAAUACUAUCUCAACACAACAAGAAAAUCAGAAAACAAAAUAUACUCUCAAUGAAGCAGAAUCUGUUCGACAAAUUCGAAUUCGUACUCUUUCACAUUGGCCACAUUUUAUACCGAGUAAAGAAUCAAUGGCAUUAUCUGGAUGGUUUUCUUGUAAUUCAAAUGAUCGUGUUAUAUGUAUAUAUUGCAAUACAAUUUGUCAUGAAUGGAAUAUCGAUGAUGAUCCAAUGCAAGUACAUACAAGACUUGCUCCACAAUGUCCAUUUGUUCUCUCAAUGCCUACUAUACAAACUACACCAAAAAUAAUUAAUGAUAUACUAAUAGAAAAAUUUCAACCUACGAAUCCAGCAAUGGCAGCAAUAUCUCGUCGAGAAGCAACAUUCUCUAAUACAAUUUGGCCUGAAAAUUCACCAAAGAUUGAGGAUUUAGUUCGUGCUGGAUUCUAUUCUACUGGUGUUUCAAAUACAGUAACAUGUUUUUAUUGUAAUGGUUCAUUACAUAAAUGGGGUCCAAAUGAUAAUCCUAUGAUUGAACAUGCUCGAUGGUUUCCAAAUUGUACUUAUGCUAAACAUUUAUGUGGAGAUGAUUUAUAUAAAAAAAUUCAAAUGUCAAAAAAACGAAUGCAACCAACACAACAGCCAAUAAGAAGCGAUGAACUGAGUCGUAUAGUUGCAGCAAGACUUGAUUUACCUGUUGUUCAACCUCUUCGUUCUCAAUAUUCGUUAGCUAUAAUUAAACGAUGUUUUGAAGAUCAAUUCCGAAUUAAAAAUGAUGAUUUUACAUCAGAUGUUGAUUUAUCAAUGGCUUGUUUAAUUCUUAAAAAACAAAUUGAUCAUAUUAAAGGUUGUAAAGAUAAAAUAAUAACUCCAUCAAAAGAACAACAAUCAAAAACUUCAUCUCAGUCACCAAAACAAUCAUUCGGUGAAUGUUUUAUAUGUCUCACUGAAGAAAAACAAUUAGCAUGUAUGCCUUGCGGACACUUAUGUGCUUGUGUACCUUGUGGAUAUGCUCUUCAUUCAUGUCCUAUCUGUAGACAGAAAAUUCAAUGUUUUAUAAGAAUUAAUUCUUAA
This is a messenger RNA of Adineta steineri, 1182 nucleotides long. The record is from the annotation of a GenBank genome assembly. NCBI's taxonomy places the organism in Eukaryota, Metazoa, Rotifera, Eurotatoria, Adinetida, Adinetidae.